GGUAAUCCUGUCCAGCAGGGGGGCAACGUGUCCAACUUUUCUCAGAUAUUUAGUCAGCUACCUCAUGUGUUGUGCUUCAGUGAAACCUAAACCCACCCCAGCGCGGGGGACUGAAACUUUGGUGCAAAUGUUGUCUAGUGAAACGGGUGUUGCAGACUGAACUGGCAACCGCGAGUCCCGGGGCAGGUCCUUCUGCCAUUGGGUCGCCUAGAAUCCGGAGGCUGAGGUUUGUGUGGACAUUUCUGGGAAAGCCUCCAAAGCUCCGUUUUGCCAAGGAGGACCUGGGAAGAAGGACAGCCGCAUUUUCCUGUACAGACUCAGGUUUCUUUGCAUUUUCUCGGAGAUUCCUGCGUCCUGCGCCCACAAGAUCCCCUCUCAGUUUGCUGGAAAUAAAUAAUGCCCAGGGAUUAUGUGUUUGUAGGUUCAGUUAUUAGGAUGUAAACCUAAGAGUGAGCAUACUUUGGAGAAGACUUUUCGCCGAAAUACUUUCACUAGUGGCUGAGGAUUUAUCUCACAGUUUUGGAUGUCUGUAUAACAGAGAGGGUCUGAUCUCCUGGGAUUAUACUUAAAAACGGAAGUGUUGCUGUGAUGAAGUUGUGGAUGUAACCGUUUACGCACAGAAAUUCUCUUUGUCUGACAAAUAAAGAGCAGACAGUGAAGUGUACCUCCUCGGCAGAGGGCAUGCUCUGAAACAGAUCUCUGGCUGACUGUUGUGUGCCGAGCCUGCACGCUGCAUGUCUUCAUCUGGAAUUAAUUGAUUAACAACCUCAAAUGCGCUAAAGACGCGGCAGGAUCGCGGCUCCACCACUGGAUCAGUAUCUUCCCCUCAGUGAGUGUUUAGCCUACUUUAUCUGACAUCUCGCCAGAAUGCGGAGGGCGUUUGUGCUCAGUUUAGCUCUGAUAUAUCUGCUAACCUGGACAGGUGAAGCCGACAAACACACUCACCUCAAGCGGGUGCAGCUGAACAGACGCACAAGACAGGGACGUGCGCAGUUGGGCGCAACGGACAAAGAGCGCCUCGUCAAGCGUGUGCGCCCCGGGUUUGCUGCGGCAAUCUCGGUGCACGGCUCCAGGAAGGAGGGAGAUGUGCAGGCGGACGAGGAUGUUCCAGCGUCCGGCAAGCGAGCAGAACGUCGGGGUCUAGCGCCAAGGAGAGGGGCGGUCGGACAGAUUGGCUUGCCCCGUCAGCCGGAGAUGCUGCAAGAUGAGGGCGCCCCAGGAGCCAGAGCCAGGGUCAUCCGAAUGCCCAGCAACGCUGGGUCACCAAAUCUGCUGGCCAGUUUCGCAGGGAAGAACCGCGUCCUGGUGAUCUCAGCGCCUCAUGAUUCUGACGGCUACUACAGACUGAUGAUGUCUCUCCUGAAACCAGAUGUGUACUGCGAGCUCGCCGAGCGACACGUGCACCAGAUUGUCAUGUUUCACCAGGAGGGAGAGAUGGGGGGCAAGGUGAGGAGGAUCACCACCGAGGGGAAGGUGAUGGAGGAGCCGCUGGACACGGCACUCAUACCCAGACUCAUGAGCUUCCUCAAACUGGAGAAAGGUAAAUUUGGGAUGGUGCUGCUGAAGAAGACCCUGCAGGUGGAGGAGAGGUACCCCUACCCUGUGAGGCUGGAGGCCGUGUAUGAGGUGAUUGACCAGUCGCCCAUGAGGAAGCUGGAGAAGCUCAGACAGAAAGGUUUCGUCCAGAAGUGUAAAGGAGCAGGUGUGGAGGGCCAAGUGGAGGAGGGCACUCUCACAGUAGAUACACCAGUAGAAAGAAAACCAGGCAAGAAGAUCCCAAGAAAGCCCACAACAACAACAACAACAACAACAACAACAGCUGCAACAACCACCACCACAACAACUACACGGCCAACCACAACAACAACCACCACCACCACAACUACAACACACCCCACCACCACCACUACAACCAGAGCCACAACAACCACAACUAAAGCCACAACCACCACCAAACCCACCACUACCACCACCAGAAGAACCACCACAAAACGACCCACCACCACCACCACUACCACUACCCAGAGACCAACCAGAGCCCACAGCACAGCCCCGUGGCUCCCAGCCCCCAGAACCACUGCUGACCCUUACUACAACCGAAGAGAGAGGGAGAGGUACCCGGCUAAAACCACCCCAGCUGGAGAUAACCGCACUGACAAGGACAACAGAGAUCCACACAGCCGCAAGCUGGUACCUGCCACACAUAAACCCUCCAGGGUCAAACCCACCAGGAAGAAGAAUGGGGGAGAGAAGGUGCUGACUAAUGAGUAUGAGGACAAGUAUGAACCCAGCAAGCCAACAGUCAGUGAUCCAGAGGAGACUGAAACCUUCACUGUCAUUAGUCCCACCAAGAAGGUCAAGGGCAAGCAUGAUAAGCUUGACAAGAAGAAGAAAAAGAACGACAAGGCCACCAAGAAAGCCGACAGGAGAGGAGGCAAGGUCGGGAAAGAGGGGAAGAUCGGGGGAAAGAAAAAUGGAAAGAAGCUCUCAAAGUACCCUGAGAAAGAGGAGUACCCCAAGCCCACUAAAAGGCCAACGCCCCCUCCGAAGGGAUCCCUGACCUCCUUCCUGGACUACUUUGAGAACAGGAGACGGCUGCUGCUGAUUACGUCCCCCAGUGAGGAGAACAGUAUGUAUGUUCAGCAGAGAGAUGAGUACCUGGAGUCUGUGUGUGAAAUGGCCAUCAGGAAAGUCUCCAUCAUCACCAUCUUUGGCUCCCUGACCAACUCCACCAUGAAGAUUGACCAUUACCAGCUAGAAAAUGACAAGCCUAUGAAGGGUCUCCGUCAGGAGGACCUGGUGAACCAGGAUCUGAUUACAGAGCUGAGGAAGGAGUUCAGCAUGACAUAUGAUGACUUCUACAUGGUCCUCACCGACACUGACAUGAGAGUCAAGCAAUCCUAUGAGGUUCCUAUCGCAAUGAAGGCGGUGUUCGACUACAUCGACACCUUCUCCUCCCGCAUCCGAGAGAUGGAGCAGCAGAAGAGAGACAGGGUUGUUUGUAAGAAAGAGGAUAAGCCCAGAUCGUUGGAGAACUUCCUCUCCAGGUUCCGUUGGAGACGCCGCCUGUUCAUCAUCUCAGCCCCCAACGAUGAAGAGUGGGCCUAUCAGCAGCAGCUUUAUGGCCUGACCAGCCAGGCCUGCAACCUUGGUCUGAGGCACAUUGCCAUUCUGAAGUUGGUCGGCACAGAGCCACCGGAUAUGGGCGGAGUCUUGGAGCUCUAUCCUAUAAAUGGGAGCGCCACCGUGGAGCGCGAAGGGCUGUCGGCCACCCUGGUGAAGGACAUGAGGAACUACUUCCAGAUCAGCCCAGAAUACUUCUCCAUGCUGCUGGUAGGCAAGGACGGCAACGUCAAGUCCUGGUACCCUUCCCCCAUGUGGUCCAUGGCUAUCAUCUAUGACCUGGUAGACUCUAUGCAGCUACGCAGACAGGAGAUGGCCAUCCAGCAGUCGUUGGGUAUGCGCUGCCCCGAGGACGAGUACGGUGGCUACGGCUACCAUCAGCAUGGAUACGAACACGGCUACCAGGACGGCUACCACCAGGGCUAUGGUUAUUAACUUGUCCAUCUGCCUUGUAGCUGGUGCUUAUGCCUUUCACCCAUAACCUUUUUUAAUCUUUCUUACCCAUCCUCCAGCGGGCAGUUGGCUCAGAUGGAGUGAGGUCCUCGAAUGUUUUGUAGCACUUAGUGAAAGCCUCAAAACCUGUUGCUUUCACCUAUCCAGUUCUUUGAUAUACAUAGCACAGUAAUGGUAAUUUGCAAGGGGCUUUAAUCAGAGCCGGUUAGUCAGUGUGUGAUGUGUAGACGGAGGUUCAGGGAUCUGUACUUAGUUUUAUGGAUUUGUUAUUACCGACUUCAAACAAAGAGUGUUUUUGAACGUUAUUAUAUUAUCGGUCUCCUUCACUUGCCUUCCAGGUCAAACUGACAUAUUUGUGUUAUCAGCACAGACCUUUAUUUUGUAGAUAACGGGCUAAAAUAAGACAUAUAUGUAUUUAUUGGACAUCUGUCGCAUUUGAGGUGCAGUUAUGAAAAGAAGCUGUCAUAUUAUUUCUCUAUUGUAAAGUUUCUGUUGCUACACAAUGUUCUUAUUUAUACUCUGUUGUGCUAUAUGACAAAUAAACAUUUGUUUACUACCA
This is a messenger RNA of Dicentrarchus labrax (European seabass), 4135 nucleotides long. It is a transcript of the gene ccdc80, whose product is annotated as coiled-coil domain containing 80. The coding region runs from base 868 to 3558 and encodes 896 amino acids. The record is from RefSeq and is a predicted model, not a curated record. Lineage: Eukaryota; Metazoa; Chordata; Actinopteri; Moronidae. The transcript is spliced from 10 exons.